AUGGCGCAGACAUGGGCAGUUCUGGCUGCUCUCCUUUUCUUGCUAAUCAGUCUGAUUGAAGGGCCAGAUUACAACAUGGUGAGUGUGGAGGCUGGUCAUGAGGCUGUGCUGAGUUGCCCUUACAUCUCCAAGGUGUCUUUGCUAAUGGUAACAUGGAAGAUGAAAUGCAGCUCUUGUUGCUUGUUGGCCUAUAGAAAUGACCACAAUGAGACAAGGAAGUUAAACUGCAGUGAGAGGAUGAUGUGGAAAUAUUCACCUGACAAUGACCCUGCUCUUCGUAUUUACCCUGUGAACCUUGGUGAUGAGGGAAAUUACACCUGUGAAAUUGCCAGCAGUGCAGGGAAUUUUAUUUUUCUCUCUUCUCUGAGUGUGAUAGUCCCUCCUACAGUGACUCUGACCAGGUGGCUGAACAGGGUGGCUGUCUGUCAAGCAUCUGCUGGAAAGCCAGCUGCUGAAAUCUCCUGGAUCCCUGCAAGUAAUCACAGCACCGAGGAAGAAGUCCAUCAUCCCAAUGGAACAGUGACCAGAGUGAGCUACAUAAGCUGGGCCAACAGCACGCAUCCCACUGUCACCUGCCUGGUUACCCACCCAGCUACAAACCAGACUCUGUCCCUAGACCUGUCAUACACUUCUCCCAGGCUUCCCUAUCUCCUGAUAGGAGGAUCUGCAAGUGUUGCUGCCGUCAGUGGUGUGACUUUAUUCUUGAUUUUCAGGUGCAGAG
Messenger RNA from Pterocles gutturalis (yellow-throated sandgrouse), 721 nucleotides. RefSeq names its product cell surface glycoprotein CD200 receptor 1-A-like. Gene Ontology annotation, cellular component: external side of plasma membrane. The transcript has 4 exons. The annotation marks the transcript as partial. NCBI's taxonomy places the organism in Eukaryota, Metazoa, Chordata, Aves, Pterocliformes, Pteroclidae. Gene Ontology annotation, molecular function: signaling receptor activity. The record is from RefSeq and is a predicted model, not a curated record. Gene Ontology annotation, biological process: regulation of neuroinflammatory response.